Olea europaea var. sylvestris is the source of this 1332-nucleotide messenger RNA. RefSeq lists its product as uncharacterized. NCBI's taxonomy places the organism in Eukaryota, Viridiplantae, Streptophyta, Magnoliopsida, Lamiales, Oleaceae. The record is from RefSeq and is a predicted model, not a curated record. Gene Ontology annotation, molecular function: protein binding. The transcript is spliced from 3 exons. The coding region runs from base 131 to 1075 and encodes 314 amino acids.
CUAUGAAAUGCGGUAUAAACUCAUCACUCUCCACUCUCUCCCCUCCAACACGGAUUCGGAGGGCUCAGAGGUAGCUCACUUUCCUCUCUCUUUUUAAAUCAAUCUUCAAAAUCAAGAAGGAUAAAGAAUAAUGUUAUUGCGAAGCUCUUCAUCACCAAUCUUGAAUUCAUGGAUACCCAAUUCAACAGUCGGGUCAUCACCCGAAUCCGAUAUUGUAAUACCACAGUUGACAAGAACCCGAUCGGUCUGCUUGAAAAGUUCGUUUAGAUUUGAAGAUAGCCCGGGGAGAACCGGACCUCUGUUUGAGUCAGAUAUCAGGGAGUCGUUGAAGCCGAAGAAGAGAGUGAACCGGGCAGGGACACCCAAGUCUAUGAAGGUCAAGGGUGGAAGAGAAGGUCAUGAGGUGGGGUCCGGGUCUGGGUCCAUGUUGUUGUCCAGCUCCGGGCUGGGGGUGGCGGAGGAAGAAGGGUGUGUGGCGGUGGCAGAUAAUGCAAGGGCGCCGCAGGCUUUUGUGAUGGGCGGUGGAAGCGGAGAAGGUGGUGGCAGGGUGUGCGGGGGUGGUGGCGGGAGAGGAUCGGAUGAUGGGAUGGGAUCUGGUUCACAAGAUCCGAAUAGCUGGAAUGGGAAUGAGAGUGCAGAUUCUUAUUACCAAAAAAUGAUUGAAGCAAAUCCUUGCAAUUCUCUCUUGUUAGCAAAUUAUGCCAAGUUCUUGAAAGAGGUUAAAGGAGAUUUUGCAAAAGCAGAAGAGUAUUGUGGAAGGGCAAUUUUGGCUGAUCCAAGUGAUGGCAGUGUUUUAUCACUCUAUGCUGAUCUAAUUUGGCAGACUAAGAAGGAUGCUGCACGAGCAGAAGCUUAUUUUGAUCAAGCUGUUAAAACUGACCCCAGUGACUGUUAUGUGCUAGCCUCGUAUGCUAGAUUUUUGUGGGAUGCUGAAGACAUAGAAGAGGAAGAGGAAGAGGAAGAGGAAGAGGAAGAGGAGGAGGUUGAAAACAGAUAUGAAAUUGACAAAACUGAUCCUCCUCCCAAGUUCUUCCAAGAGGAAUCUCAUUGGCCUCCCCUAGCUGCAGCUUCUUAAUCAAAGCUCACUAUGUUACGGUCGUACCAUGGAAGUCGAGCAUUCUAGAAAAAGUUAGUCGAAUGAUAACUUAUAUCUGAAUUUUGUUUUUCGGUCCAUCUCUCGUCCCGCCACAGGUUUAUCAAGGAUAAUGCUUGGUCUGUAUCUUUUGAUGUUGCUGUUAUCUAGUUUUCUCUUGUGAAUAUAUGAGAAAAAUAAGUGGACUGACUGUAACUUCUUAUCAGUAAUAACCCAGUUUUCUUUUUAAGCAAAUUCAA